This is a messenger RNA of Ilex paraguariensis (yerba mate), 1291 nucleotides long. The record is from the annotation of a GenBank genome assembly. NCBI's taxonomy places the organism in Eukaryota, Viridiplantae, Streptophyta, Magnoliopsida, Aquifoliales, Aquifoliaceae.
GCUAAGUAGUUCAAAACAAAGUCCUCAAAGCCAUUAAGAGAUAGAAGGAGAGGAGAGUCAGCAAAAGGGCAAUCAUGGGUGGUGAGAGGAGCAAGAUUCUGGUGUUUGGAGCCUCUGGUUAUCUUGGCACAUACAUGGUCAAGGCCAGUGCUUCCAUGGGCCACCCAACUUACGCCUACGUCCGCCCUGUCAAACCCGGCUCCGAUAAUUCAAAGCUGGCCUUGCUCAAGGAAUUUGAAUCAAUGGGGGUCACCAUUUUCCAGGGAGAAUUGGAUGAUCAUGAGAUGCUUGUUUCAGUGCUUAAACAAGUAGAUGUUGUGAUAUCUACGCUGGCUGUUCCUCAAUACCUUGAACAACUCCACAUAAUAAGUGCCAUGAAAGAGGCUGGCAAUAUCAAGAGAUUUGUGCCGUCGGAAUUUGGGAACGAAGUGGAUCGGGUUCGGGGCUUACCACCUUUCCAAGCUCUUUUGGACAGGAAGAAGAAAGUGAGAAGGGAGACAGAAGCAGCAGGGAUACCCUUCACUUAUGUGUCUGCAAACUCACUUGCUGCCUAUUUCGUGGACUUUUUGCUUCACCCACACGACAAGGUUGAUGAGGUUACUCUAUAUGGAAGUGGUGAAGCCAAAGCGGUGCUGAAUUACGAGAAGGACGUAGCAGUCUACACUGUGAAAGCUGCUACGGAUGCAAGGGUAGCCAACCGGGUCAUUAUCUAUAGGCCCCAGAAAAACAUUGUCACCCAAUUGGAGUUGGUUUCUUCCUGGGAGAAAAAGACUGGUCGUACUCUCAAGAGGACUCACAUUCCUGAGGAAGAAAUCAUCAAGCUCACAGAGACCUUGCCAUUCCCAGACAACGUACCCGCGGCAAUUCUUCACAAUAUAUUCAUAGAAGGUUGUCAAUUGAGCUUUGAUCUGAGAGAGGAUGACUUAGAGGCCUCAAACCUUUAUCCUGAUUACAAAUACACUUCAGUUGAUGACCUCCUCAACAUCUGUUUGGUCAAUCCUCCCAAAACUAAACUCUCUACAUUUGGCUGACCAUCUCUUAUGUUCUUUUAAGUUUCUAUCACUCAAUGCCUAGCUUGUUUCCUUUAAGCAUGAAAAAUAAUGUCUUGUUAUAAGAUCAUAAUGUUUUCGUCCGAUGACACUUUAUGGUGAAAGGUUCUAAAUUUUUAUUUUUUUCUCCUGGAAAGCCGAGUAAAUAUUGAAUACAACGGUGAUACUAUGUCAUCAUUGAUGACAUGGUAUCACUUACCAAUAAUAAAACCCUAAAUGGGAAAUGUGAACCUCACUUGGGC